GUUUGUGUCUGGAGCCGUAGUGGGAAGCGGAGACUUAUUGCGAAGGGAUUUUCUUGGGAUGUGAGCUGAUUUCGUGCCUUCAUUUUGGAUGCACACUUCGCUUUAACCCCUGCAGCCUUCGGACCGAGCCCCGCACGCCUUGUGUCCCCCGGAGAUUCUCAGAUCUCGGAGGACCCGGGACGCGAGCCCUUGGCGGUUGUCGCUCAGGCAGGGGAGCGAACGUCGCCUGCCCAAGUGCAGAAGCAAGCUACACGCGCACGCGCGCGCACGCGCACGCACACGCACACGCGGAGAGCGGCGUCUCGCCACCCGGGUGGCCCGCGGCCCCCUCCUGCGCUCGGCAUCCUCGGCCCUGCGCGGCUCGCACCGCCAUGGAGGUGCUGGAGAGCGGGGAGCAGAGCGUCCUGCAGUGGGACCGCAAGCUGAGCGAGCUGUCAGAGCCCGGGGACACCGAGGCCCUCAUGUACCAUACGCACUUCUCAGAACUUCUGGAUGAGUUUUCCCAGAACGUCUUGGGUCAGCUCCUGAAUGACCCUUUCCUCUCAGAGAAGAGCGUGUCUAUGGAGGUGGAGCCAUCCCCAACAUCCCCAGCACCUCUCAUCCAAGCUGAGCACAGCUAUUCCCUGUGUGAGGAGCCCCGGGCCCAGUCACCAUUCACUCAUGUGGCCACCAGUGACAGCUUCAAUGAUGAGGAGGUAGAAAGUGAGAAGUGGUACCUGUCAACGGACUUUCCUUCAGCAACCAUCAAGACAGAGCCGAUCACCGAGGAGCCACCCCCAGGACUUGUUCCUUCUGUCACUUUGACCAUCACAGCCAUUUCCACCCCUUUUGAAAAGGAAGAACCCAUCCUGGAAAUGAAUACUGGGGUUGACUCUUCGUGCCACACCGAGACCAUUAUACCUAGGAUUAAGCUGGAGCCCCAUGAAGUGGAUCAGUUCCUAAACUUCUCUCCUAAAGAAGCCUCCGUGGACCACCUGCACUUACCACCAACCCCUCCCAGCAGUCACAGCAGUGACUCUGAGGGCAGCCUGAGCCCCAACCCACGCCUGCACCCCUUUGGCCUGCCUCAGACCCACAGUCCUGCCAGAGCUGUGCCCCGGGCCCCCUCCGCCCUGUCCACUUCUCCUCUCCUCACAGCUCCUCAUAAACUGCAGGGAUCUGGCCCAUUGGUCCUGACAGAGGAGGAGAAGAGGACCCUGAUUGCUGAGGGCUAUCCAAUCCCCACCAAAUUGCCCUUAACGAAAUCUGAGGAGAAAGCCCUGAAGAAAAUCCGGAGAAAAAUCAAGAACAAGAUUUCUGCUCAGGAGAGUAGGAGAAAGAAGAAAGAAUACAUGGACAGCCUGGAGAAAAAAGUGGAGUCUUGUUCAACUGAGAACCUGGAGCUUCGGAAGAAAGUGGAGAUUCUGGAGAACACCAAUAGGACUCUCCUUCAGCAACUCCAGAAGCUUCAGACUUUGGUGAUGGGGAAGGUUUCUCGCACCUGCAAGUUAGCCGGCACGCAGACAGGCACCUGCCUCAUGGUUGUUGUGUUGUGCUUUGCUGUUGCAUUUGGCAGCUUCUUUCAGGGCUACGGGCCCUAUCCUUCUGCCACCAAGAUGGCUCUGCCCAGCCAGCAUUCCCUGCAGGAGCCAUACACAGCCUCCGUCGUGAGAUCCAGGAACCUGCUGAUCUAUGAGGAGCAUUCUCCCCUGGAGGAGCCACCCACCUCAACCUCAGCUGGGGAGCUUGGAGGCUGGGAAAGAGGCUCUUCCCUGCUCAGGGCCUCAGGGCUGGAGUCUCUGCCGGAUGUGGAUCUUCCUCAUUUCAUUAUCUCAAAUGAGACUAGCUUGGAGAAAUCAGUGCUGUUGGAGCUGCAGCAGCACUUGGUCAGUGCCAAACUGGAGGGGAAUGAAACACUUCAAGUUGUAGAACUCGACCGAAGGGUGAACACCACCUUCUAAGGAGGCUGUCUCCACCCUCCAUCUUCCCUUAACUCUACCUUUACACCCCAAAACCACCUUUGUCAUAAGCUUUUCCUCUUGGCCACUGGAUCUUGAGGACAUGGACUAGAGUUAGAGGCUUGGGAUGAGAGGCCAGCCUGGAGUUUCUGCUUGUAUGUCUGUCACUCCAUGCAGAAGGGAGCUGGCAUGUCUCCCUCCCUUUCUCUUAUUGCCAUAGGAAAUUAUUUUGGGGGUAGGUGGGAGUAGGACAAGCAGGCUUGUUUCCACCCAUCAUGCCAAAAGAUUCUCCCCCAUGAGGUGUGACCCCUCUUUGAAGAAGAGAUGAUUCUUGUUCAGUUGAGACCCUAGACUCUAGCCCAGAAAAUGCCAUGGUACCUGCUGGGAUUUGGCAAAGCACUGACUCUUGUUCUCCCUUGUUCACACCAGGUCUCUAGUGUAAAGGCUUCCGUCAACCCUGGAUAUGCCAGGGCAUAAUACCAGUACCCUCCCUCCACUCUGCCUUCUAGAGCCCCCACUGGACUGCCUUACACUGGUGCAGGCAGCCUGGGCUCCCAUGGUAUUCUCAGGCCGCAAGUGCAAUGCCUGAAGGCAUCAGGCUCUUUUCCUCCAGGCCAACCUGCCCAUCAUCUUGCUUAUAGGACCUCUCCCACCUACCUCCCCAUGGAGGACCUUAGUUCUGCCUCCCCUGCUUCUCCUCCCCAUUUGUAAAUAGUAUUUAUUAGCUUGCUGAGGCUCCCCACUGGUAACCACAGUGAAGAGACUCAAUGCCUCCAUCCAAGGUAGCCAAAUCUUCUGUUGGCCUUUGGAGCUAGGAGAGCCCCCUAGGCUUUGGGAUCCCUAAUCUUCCCAGAUGAUUUUUUUCUUCUUUUCGUUUUUUAAAUUGGAGGCCUAUAAAGUAAUUAUUACUGAGGAAUCCCCUUAAACAUGUGUCACCCUAUUGGAUGGACUCAGAGGGAAUGAUGGAGCAACGCCUUGCUCAGACCCAUGGCUCUGGCCCAUUGCUUUCUAGUUCCCACAACAGAGAAGGGAAGCCUGUCCCCAAUCACAGGCAUUGUUGAAAACCAUUCCUACCAGGCGCUCCUCCCUGGCCUCCCUCCUUGCCUUCCCUCUGCCUGCUUCAAUUAAGGGGGCAGGAGUCAGUGAUGUUUGUGUGUCCAUAUUCUUACCUUUUGCAUACAGUCAGGUUUGGCUACUUUACAGCUCACCCAAAGAGACAACCUAACCUCCAACCUACUUUUAUUUUUUUUAAUGGUUAAAAAUAACUUUUGUAGUUAAAAAAACUUUCCUCUUUCAUACAAAUAAGAGAUGGAAAUUGCCUUUUUAUUGUAUAAGAUAGAAAACUCUCCUUAUGUAUUUUUUUCCUAGCUUGUAAAAAGAUUUUGUGUAGGAAAUGUGCUUACAUUUUGUAUUUUGUUUUUAGUAGCAGCUGAAGGGCCUUUAGCUUUGGCUUUUCUCUCUCUCUCUCUCUCUCUCUCUCUCUCUCUCUCUCUCUCUCUCUCUCUCUCUCCUCUUUCUCUCUGUCUCUCACACACACACAUGCACGCGCACGCGUGCAUACAUCAUCAUCUGUGUGGUCAUUGGAGCCUGCAUUAAGAGGAAUUAUGCCCACACCAAGCCUUCCAUUCCAUAUCAGAUACAGGAUUUGUUGUCAUUAGCAUUUGCCAUAUUGCCUUAUAAGCAGCUCCCUCCUUUGUCUGCCUGGGUCCCUUUGGGGUCCCUUUGGGAGUGAUCCCUCUCCCCUAUGUGAAAGAGAGGGUUCCAUUCUAGGAGACAACCAAGCUCACCUUGCAGUGUGUGAGAGCCACAUCGGGAGCACUGUUGUCCUAACAGCCCUGCUAUCUGCAUUGUUCUUGAUGUUCCUUUCCAGGGCCAGAUUGGGCUCAGGUUCCUGGACUGUGAGACUGAGGAAUGGCUAGCAAUCUCUGCUUCUGCUUCCCUUUGCUCCUCUCUCUCUGGUUUUUGAUCCUCCUGGGCCUGACCUGUGUCUAGUAACCAUUGGUCACAGAUGACCCAUCACUUUCUUUAAAAUGCCAAGCCCUUAUCACACAUAGGCAGCCUGCAGGGCACUAAGAUUAAGUAGAAUUUGGGUGAAGAAAAAGGAAGGGUUCAUAUUGAAGGGCAGAAGUGAGAUAAUGGGCCAGCCCAUCUGUUCACUGCAGCUGACCAAAUGGGUUUUUAGGGCACUUCGAGAUAGCCAAGGUGGAAAACCCACUGUUCUGCUUCAGGAGGGAGAAGAAAAUGGAGACUUCUUGUCCUCAUCCUUAGUACUUUGAAGAGUGUAUUUUCUUCCCUACCUACCUGCCUUUGCUGGACAUCACUCUCUCCAAACAGCAGGACAUUUUCUCUGGGAAACUCUCCUUCCAGCACAGAAUGUAUAACUAGAGACAUGGGACAUUAGCCAGAGAGCUCAUAUGGCCCUUUAAGGGGACUUCCAAGAGCCAACAUUGCUAUUCUAAGGAGAAAAACCUCUGCCCGCCACUCCUGGCUUGAGUGAGAAAUGGGAGUGAAGCAAUGCUCCCUCCCAGGAGGUCACAGAAGAGUCACAUAACUCCAGAUUGGUUCCAAGUAAUUAUGGAUGAUGUGUGCAUGCUUUCUGGUCAAGGGUUAAAGCCCAGAAUAUCAGUAGAUUUGUUUUCUUCACCUGCAGACCAGUCAAUAAUUCAUUUUUAGCUCUGACGAUUUCAAAUAGUGGCAGACAUUGGUGCCUGAACUUAAGUUUUGAGAAAUACAAGACCAUUAGAGAAACCAGAAGCUAUAACAAUAAAUCUGCCCGUUAUAUUUUGCCAUUAUGUAAACCGGUUUUCCCUUUCUUUGAUUACACUAGUGAAGGAGAUGUCUUGCAAAGAUUCAGACCAAGUUAUUUUCCCCUGGAUGAGACCUGAGUAACCCAGCUCCCCACCUCAGCAUGUUUCUUUUCACAACUCUUAACUUUGCACUGAGAAAUGGAUCCUGUAAAUGAGAGGCCUCAGUGCCAGCAUUAAGAAGGAAUCUCUGUGAAUUGCUAGGACUCUGCAGUCUGUCUAGCUCACAGAAAGAGAGUGUUCUAUAAAAAUCUGACAGCUGAACUAAGUCGCUCCUUUCUGGCAGGAGGUGGGGGUGGGAUUUGACAUCAGCGUAGGAAAAAUUAGAUAACCUUUUGGUUAAUAUGAGUGAUUUUGAUUUGGAGGCCUAAUUUGAGGAUUGAAAGCACAGCUUUCAGUUCAGUCUAUUUACAAACCAACUAUAAUUGCUAGAUUUUGUUUUUUGUACUCAUCUUGGUUCAGCUUAGAUGCCAAAAGGUGGCUGUGAAUCUUAUAUGCCCAUAGAAUAAGAAUAUUGAACUGAUUCUUCUUUAUUCUGACUCUUAGUCAGUGUCCAACAUUUUUGUCACCUGUGUUUUAUUAAAAAAUUUUUUCUAGCAUUUCAUAGUCCCUCCCUUCCGUGUGCUCAGACCAAGAAAAAGCAGAAAGGUGGAAUCAGAGGACUCUGCAGGGCAGCUUCUCUGGACACACAUGUCUUGUACACAUGGGUGCUCUGUCCAGAAGUGAGACAUCCAUCCCCAGUUUGGGAAUGCCCAUCUGUGCUUGCCUUGCCAACCUGACCUCAUGGAAUGGAAGAGACUCCCCUCAUCUGCCCCAUCCACUAAGUUGUAUCUGUUGAGUCAAGUCCUCGAGAAACCUGGGUAAGAGACCUCAGCAUCCCUGCAUUCAACUUGGCAGGACCUGCAAAGCCAUUAAAAGGUGGUGCCCCAGUGAGAGUCUCUUUAUUUGAAGAUUUCAGCUGAGACAGCAGAGGUGUGAUACAGUGAGCUCCCCAGGGGGGCAGUGAUAUGAGAGAUUGGGAGGAGGGGCAGUGAAAUGAGGACUGGGAAGGAGCCAGAAACAAAUUUCAGAUCAUUCAUUCAGUCAGACCUUGGGCUUUUCAGUUUUACUAAGGAAGAGUGCUGCCUGAAGCUCAGGGAAAUGUUGGGGAGUAAGAGGGACUGAGGAAACCUCUGUUAAUCAGUAGCUCUUCAAAAGCCCCAAGUGCUAGCUCUCUCUCUCUCUCUCUGUGUCUCUCUCUCUGUUUCUCUCACAUAUACAUUCCUCUUAGGUACUUCUUCGUGCCUCAAAUGUGCCUUAUAUAUGAAUCCAGGAUGAGUGAAGAACCCCUUGUCCCUGGGAGAUGUUUGUGUGUGUGUGUGUGUGUGUGUGUGUGUGUGUGUUGAAGUGAGUAUGGGGAAAGCUUUUUCCAAAGGCUUGCAAGUGGUUUCCUAAAAGUGAGCCACUAUUACAUUUGCACAUCAGGGGAAAAGAAAUAGGGUUAAAUCCAUUAGAAAAAUUCCAUUUAGUAGAAGAGCAAUCACAUCACAAAAAUGGUCAGCUGGGAUUAAAGGUAUUCUAAAUCCUCGCUGCAGAGCAUUUUCUAAGUGCGAGGGAACUUGCCCCAUUUGCAGAUUAAUGCUUCUUACCUCUGGGUGAAGGGGUCAGUGCUUACCACAGGGGAAAACAACUCCCUGUUGUAUUAUUUGGGGACCAUGUAAAAUUCAGGAAUGCCUUGUUUUGUCUUGGUUUCUAGAAGGAAGAGAAGUAAUAUUUCUUAAGUAUUUACUAAGGUGUUGGGUAUAAGUAAGUCUUUUAAUGUGAUAGGUAAUGUGAAAGGUAAAUAGUGUUGACUCUAUCGUUACAAAGAACUAAGUGAUUCAGGACGUGCAGUAAUUUGUGGACUAGGUCGAGCAGACUCUUCUGAGGACACACAGCUAACUUUUUCAGGCUUUCUGGGCAGGAAACAGCUUCUGCCUACUGCGAUGGCCCUGCUAUGCAGUGUUCUCAGUUCUUUGCCUCCCAGAUGUCAGCCUCCACCCAAUCAUCUGUGAGCUGCAGCUAGCAGAUUUUGCUUGUGGGAAAAUGGACCCAGGGGCCCAGGCUCCAUUUCUUUGCUCUCAUUCCAUUCUUUGCUCAGCAACUGGGUAGAAACAUGAGCUUUUUCACCCUUGGCCUAUACUGCUUAGAAAAUCUCCCUUUCAGAUAAAGUGCUUCAUGAGUCUGGAAAGUGCCAGCACUCUGUGACACUCUGUGAGUGGCCCUUUCCACACAGUGGUGAGCAGAACCUGGACUGCAAUCAUCGUGAGCUUUAAUGUCUGUGCUGACAGCCAGGCUUUCCUCUCUGGUAACAUGCUAUAUAGAUCCACAGUGUUUAAAUCUAAGUACAUUGUGAGUCUAUUAUCUGUCCUAGUGCCAUGUUUUUAUGACCUUUUAUUCUUUAUUAUAGCUAAGUAAAUACCAAAAAAAGGCUUUGUAGAAUACUUGUACUUAUUUUAAAAAAAAUAAAUUGA
Messenger RNA from Castor canadensis (American beaver), 7233 nucleotides. It is a transcript of the gene Creb3l2, whose product is annotated as cAMP responsive element binding protein 3 like 2. Gene Ontology annotation, molecular function: DNA-binding transcription factor activity, RNA polymerase II-specific; cAMP response element binding. NCBI's taxonomy places the organism in Eukaryota, Metazoa, Chordata, Mammalia, Rodentia, Castoridae. Gene Ontology annotation, biological process: regulation of transcription by RNA polymerase II. The record is from RefSeq and is a predicted model, not a curated record.